Cavia porcellus (domestic guinea pig) is the source of this 4506-nucleotide messenger RNA. It is a transcript of the gene Vwa1, whose product is annotated as von Willebrand factor A domain containing 1. Gene Ontology annotation, molecular function: protein binding. The coding region runs from base 4309 to 4506 and encodes 65 amino acids. The transcript has 2 exons. The record is from RefSeq and is a predicted model, not a curated record. NCBI's taxonomy places the organism in Eukaryota, Metazoa, Chordata, Mammalia, Rodentia, Caviidae.
AGAGGCCCUGGGUUUGAGCCCCCAGAAGUAGACAAAAAGAGGAGCCCUACAGGCCCCACAGAGGGCCUGAUGUCUGAGUUUUGUCCUGGGGAGCAAAUUUGGGUCAGCUGUGUGCUGCAGGCUGCAGCUGGUCCACCAGUGCCCCAAACACAAGACGUGGGCCUGGGGGACAGGAGGACCCAGGCACUUCCCAAAAGUGGCCUCUCCAGGGCCUUAGGUGGUCAUCUGGGCAGCUGGGAAAAGAUAGGAGGGGAUGACGGUCAUGAAGGCAGGGAUCCAGCCCUCCAAGCCCCAAGACCCCCCAAACCUGAAGUAGUUGCUGAUGUUCACCACUCUCCUUCCCCCACCUGAACAGGACCCCACCUGGGUUCCACAAGUCUCACUCCCCAACUUGUACCCAACUUGAGCUCUGUAUUCUGCCUUCAUGACCUUGAGGGCCAGGUCCAGGCAGCCUGAUGACUGCCUCCCCAGGAGCCCUUCUCAGCCCAAAGGGCUAAGGUGGCCUCCCUUUUCCCAGGCUAUGAGCUGCCACCCUGUACUGGCCCACCGUCAGCUCCUCAGAAUUCUGAGGCCCCACUGAGGAAGAGGCUGAGAACACAGUGCUUCCCUGGUGGCUGAGCCUGGGUGAGGAGAAGCUGGGUGUGUGUGGCGGUCUAGUCAGCUUCUUCCCAGCCUCCCCUGGGCAGGGUUGUUGUCCUCUACAAGUAAAGAGACUUAGCAUGGUGAGGUCCCCAUCUUGCCUAAGACUGUGUGUUUGUUAACAAAGUUCGCGCAGGUGUACCCUGCACAGCCAAUAGCUGAAGGAAAGGGACCUGCUUUCCACACUGUCCCUGCGGCCCCAAGUGUGAGCACUCAUCAGGCCCUGCCCUAGCUAGGCUGGAGGCCAGGCAGGGGUGUGGGCAGGGCCGAACCAGGGGAUGGGCUAGGGCUGGCCCUGAGAGCCCAGUCCCUGCCCCUGGUUGGUCUCCUCCUCCUGGUGUUGACACAGGGCUGUCUUCUCCACUGUGACCUUCCCAGCAGGCCUCUGGGUGUUAGGGCCUGCCCAGGGCACCUGCCUGAGCCUGCCUGGACCCUUUCUGGAGAGAGGCAGGGCCCCCUCAGGAAGACACACCAUUGCUAGGCAGUUUCUGUGUCUUACCUCUCAAACUCCGAGCCCCUGUCCUAUCUCUGAUGACUUUUUUUUUCCCCCCUCAGUACUGGGGAUUGAAUCCAGAGCCUUCCCACUGAGCUAUAAUCCCAGCCUCUUUGUAAUUCUUAUUUUGAUAUGGGGGCUCAAGAAGUCCCUAACUGAUCAAGCUGUGCUCAGAUUUGGGAUCCUCCUGCCUUAAUACUGGGAUUGCAGGCAUAUGCUAACAUGCCUGGCUUUGUGGCUGUUUACCUACGCAUCUCCCUCAAAGCCCAGGGUUGGGGGUGUAAGGCACCUCUGCCCUUGUUUCCUCCCUCAGAAUCCCACUCCUGCCCUGCACUUGAAGCCCUACAGCCAGCCCUGUCCUUUCUCCUGCCCUGAAGUCCCUGCUGCCCUAGGCCUCACAGGCCCCCACCUGCAUAGGGAAAGCAGCCACGCCUCUCUGCAACACUGUGCUUGGCUCUGCCUGUGUGUGCCUUGAGUCCCCAGUGCAGAGACCAGUGUGAUGCAUGGAUGUGGUGGCCCUAGUUGGGCUACUCAUCCUGCCACCCCAGCUGCAGAGGAACUGGACUGGAGUCAGCUCAGGUUCCUGGAGGUGAGCCAGGUCUCCAGGACAGUCCUUGGGCCCUGUCUGGCAAGGCCUUGACACCGAGAGUGGAGAGUCAAGCCUAGGGGAAUGGAGGGAGGCAACAGGAAGUGGUUGCUGGGCCCAGCUGCACUUGGUGUCCCCUCCCGUCCCUGGCCCCCUCUCCCCAGUCCAGAGUACUGGGGUGGUAUCACAGGGCCUGUGCUUACCACAUACCCCUGGCCAGGUCUCUCCUGUCCAGCAGCUGCUUCCAUGUCUGAGUACAUGAGUGGGUUGUGUGUGGGACACAGCAUGACAAACAGCAGCCAAAGGCCGAGGGUCAAGGCCCACACUGUUCUGCCCUCCACUGGGGUCAGAGGCCCCAGGAGCUGCCCUUUUCCAUGGGGUCAAACAUGACUACAGUGAGCUGGGGACAAAAGGCCCUUCUUCUCCAGAAGCUGGGGCUGAGUGGGGGAGGGAGCAUUCCCGAGGACCUCCGUGGGGGCGGGGUGGCGCCUACCAGAGCCUUGACUCUGGCUCAGGAAACCCUCCCACCUGCCUGCUGGGAGGCACAGGGACUCUUGGGACUGGGCCAAAGCUGGGUAGGGUGGCUGCAGCCUCCAGGGCUGCAUUUUCCAUCUUCAGUCUGCUGGGCACCAAGACCAGGCACAGGCUUUACCUGGGGGAGGCUGCUGAGUGUGCCCUGACCUGUCCCUGCCUGUGUCCAAGUCUCUGAGCCUCUCCCUGCUGCUAUUUUCCUUCAGAAAUGGGGUUUCAACAGCUCUUUCUAUGCCUCCCCAGUGCGAGCUGAAAGCUGAGUCCUGGGUCUGGCCAUGACCCUGCUGACCCUCACUCUCCUGGGCCUCUCACUUGUACGAAUUUCUCCUGUGUCUGGGGCCAGCACGGGAGGCAGGUAGUGUGGGACACAGGAACAAGACUUGAACUGGUGACUGAGUGGGUCUCCCACGAAGCCGAGCAGCAAGGAAAGCUGGAUUUCGUCCCAGGCUUGGUGCAGGCUGGGCCUCCCGUGCCUUCUUCCUUUGAUGUUUAGGCGGCAAGGAGGAGGGUGGUUGCUUCUUGAGCACCUGAGUCCCAGCCAGAAAGACCCGCUCACUUUUUCCAGAAGGCAGGGAAAUUUCCCCGUCAGUGCAGCAGGGCUGACCGAGGUGACUGUGAGCCCAAGUGCUGUGAGUGUGGCUUCCCCAGGGGAUGGGUCAGCAUGACCCAGCUCUCCAGCCAGGGAUAGGGAGGGAACCUGUCUACCUGGGCGUGCCUCCACUAGCCCGGAGCCGCCACCCCAUCCAGGGCCUUGGUGCAUAGUACCUAGCUCCUUGGCAGCUUGACUCUGCUGGAGGGUGGGGGCCAGAGGAAAGCCCUGGUGGUGCACCCGACUCCGGGCCAGGCCCAUGGCUCCCCCACCAGGGGUCAGUCAGAAGCUCCAAGCGGCUCCUCUUCUGCUAAGGCCCGGGUCCGGUGGAGUCCAGCCAGCAUCCACUGCCAAGAUUCCCGGCAAGGGACACAGUUCUCGCUUGUUCCUGCCGGCAGCUUCUCAGGCUUCACCACGCUGCUUCCUUUUUUAGGCAAAGCAGACUCCAGCCGUUCUCAAGGCCCCAUGGUGUCUCACCUUCCAGAAAGGGAGGAAGGAAAACCAUUGAGUCUCAUCCGUCCUCCCCACUGAGCAUCCUCCUGCAGAGGGUGGGAAGGGAGGGGAUAUCCUGCAUGUGCCCCCUCUCCCCCAACUCCAAGGUUACCCCCAUCCCCAAGGGCUCUAGCAGGGCAGGGGAUGGGGCUCCUGCCCAGGAAACGCGAGGGCUGUGUCUUUGCAGCCAGUCCGCUCUGGUCUGGACCUAACCAAGGUCAAAGGACCCAGCUCCAGCUGACCAGUGGUCCCCCCGGGGCCCCUGAGACCUGAUGGGCCUGGCCCUGAGCCCCUCGAUGGAUAGUGGAAGAGGCCAGCAACAGGCCAGUCCAUCAGGAUCAGAGAGGACAGGGCCAGGACCUCCCCUUCUGUUCCUGAGGGUUUUCCUCCAGGAGCUCCAGGUGCCUUGCUAAGUCUUCCCAAAUUGUCUACGAAGCGGAGCCCAGGGUACUGUGUCCUAAGCUCCACCCAGGGGCUUUCCCAUUCCCUUUCGCUCAGGUCUUGGAAACACCUAAGCCUGCCUUUUUGGCCCUGUGGCCACUGUGUGGCCUGGACCUGGGCUUCCCUGGGGGGUGUGUUCCUGGCGUCGCCACCGCUUUAUCCUCUGGCGCUCAGCCGCGGCUUCAGAGAUUCUGAAGUGGGCAGAUCUAACGGGCUGGGAUUAAGAGGGCUGGGAGACACCAGGGCCUCACAACCAGGGAAGGAAACACAGAUGCUGCGCGUGGGCGCCCAGGCGUAUGCGCCAUCACACACGCGGGCCAGUUAGUGGGCGCGCCUCUGCGGAAUCCGGGCAGGUGGGCGUCUUCGAGUACUAGGCGUGCGCGCGCCCGGGCGGGCCCGAGUGGGCGUGGCUCGGAAGUGGGCGUGGCUGUGGGAUGGGCGUGGGUUCUCGGGGGCGGGCCCAGCUGCCGCCUGCAGCCCGCCGCCCAGGAGCAAGCAGGCGAAGAGCUGCGGCCAGGCGCCUGGUCCCACGUCGCGAUGCUGCCCUGGACUGCGCUAACCCUGGCCCUUGGGCUAUGGUUGACUCUGGCGCGUAGCGGUGCGGAGCGCGGUGAAGCUCAAGGACCUGGGUGUCACGGUCUUCAUCGUCAGCACUGGCAGGGGCAACCUGCUGGAGCUGUCAGCUGCUGCCUCGGCCCCUGCAGAGAAGCACUUGCACUUUGUGGAUGUGGAUGA